AUGUCGCAUAAUGGAGCUUCUUCCCCAGAGGAGAAUCAGACUCCGCAGGGAGGAGACGCAGGUCAGACUCAGACAGGGACAGGGACAGGGACAGGGGAUACAACACCCAUGCCACAAUUGCCUAGGAGUCUGUCGUUGAAUUCAGUGCCGUCGCAGGAUGGCCUCAGUGCUGGUGGGGGAGGACGCCCCUCCAUCUCGCCUUCCCGAACACUCUCCGACUCGGGGCGGAGAGCUUCGCAACAGCAGCAUGUUCGUUUUUCGGUGGAUCUCGAAGACGACUCGACGGAGGACCCCAGACAGACGAUUCGGGAGAGACAUCGACGGACGGCUUCGAGAGGGUUGACCGUCAAUACUAACCUUGCCCCUCCGCAAGCUCGAUCGCUGUCUGGCCGGUCUCCAGAACGUGGCCCUACCUCGCCUCUCUCCCCGAAUACAAUGCUUUCUCCUCCAUCGCCGCAGAACCCUGAAACGGGUCGUUCCCGAUCGCGCAAUCGUGGUUAUUCGCUUCGUCGGACGAUCUUCGCUAAGAAUAUCGAGACCCAGUCGAGGGAGACUUCUCCGGAAACAAAUGUCCCUCAGCCGGUCGAAGAGGUUCCCGCUGGAACUUCACAGCGGUCGUCUGAAGAUGAGAAGCAUCAAAUAACCGUGGCACCGACCACCACCGUCGAGUCUAGUUCAAAGGAUGGCGGUUCUACAUACUUCUCUGACCCCUCGGAUGGUCUCAAGGAUGACAGACAUUUCUUCACGACUCUUUCGCACGAGAAGUGGCUGAAGAAGAAGGCUGCCACUGCAGUGAUCGUGGACCGGUUAAACAAUGCCCUCGAGGCUGUUCGGAAGACUAUUCUGCGGAUCAAGGAUAUCCCACCUAGCAAAGAUGGUCGCCAUAUUGAUCUUGACCCCACACGCACCGAUGUGCUGAUCGAUGAGCGCACCGGGAAGCCUUACAUCGAAAAUUGGAUUCGGUCCAGUCGUUACAGCUUCUGGAGCUUUUUCCCGCGACAGUUCUGGGCGCAAUUCACCAAACUUGCCAACUUUUAUUUCCUGGUCGUCGCCAUUCUGCAGAUGAUUCCUGGUUUGAGUACAACGGGUACCUAUACAACGAUCGUUCCCCUGUUGAUCUUCGUGGGUAUCUCCAUGGGCAAAGAAGGAUUUGACGACUGGCGUCGGUAUCGUCUGGACAAGGAAGAGAACAAUCGCUACGCUUCCGUUUUACGAUUGGGCAGUCAAAUUGGAGCCCCGGAAUCGGCCAAGGACAACUCGUCCGAAUCGAGUGAUUCCCAGGAUUGGACCUCGAUCAAAUGGGAGGAUAUCAAAGUCGGCGAUGUCAUUAAAUUGGAGCGGGAUCAGCCUAUUCCCGCGGAUAUCGCUCUCUUACACGCGGAUGGGCCCAACGGAGUGGCCUACAUCGAGACCAUGGCUCUUGAUGGCGAGACCAACCUCAAGAACAAAUCGCCCUGUCAACCCGUUUCCAAGGUGUGCUCGACUGUCGAGGACAUCUGCAGCACCGACAUCCAUUUUGCCGUCGAAGACCCGAACCUCGAUCUGUACAAAUUCGACGGAAAUGUGACCAUUGCUGGACAGGAAAAGCUGCCAUUGACCAACAAUGAAAUCGUCUACCGUGGAAGUAUCCUGCGGAACACUGAACUUGCAAUUGGCAUGGUCAUCUACACCGGCGAGGAGUGCAAGAUUCGGAUGAAUGCCAACAAGAACCCCCGGAUCAAAUCUCCCACGCUCCAGGGCAAGGUCAACCGCGUUGUCAUGCUGAUUGUGUGUCUCGUCGUUGCUUUGGCCGUCGCUUGUACUAUUGCAUACAAGUUCUGGUCUGCUGAUGUUGAAGUUCACUCCUGGUAUCUCCAAGAGGCAAGUGUGAGCUAUGGUCCCAUUUUCACUUCCUUCCUCAUCAUGUUCAACACUAUGAUUCCGAUCUCACUCUAUGUGAGUAUGGAAAUUGUCAAGGUUGUCCAGAUGUUCCUGAUGAACGACAUCGACAUGUACGAUGAGGAAACGGAUACCCCACUUGAAGCGCGAACGUCGACCAUCAACGAGGAACUCGGACAAGUCAGCUAUAUUUUCUCUGACAAGACUGGUACCCUCACCAACAACACGAUGCGCUUCCGCAAAAUGAGUGUCGCCGGUACUGCAUGGUUUCACGACUUUGACUUGCGCGAAGAGGCUGCCAAAGAGGGAGACCGGGCGAAGCUGAUCCAUAAGAAACGAAGUGCCAAGGGCAAGAAGGCCAUUGGUCGCAAGUCUAACGCUUCUCAAGCUCGGAGUGCCUUUGGAAGGCUUUCGAACGUUUCUGGGACUAUGGGCGUGGCUGGUUCCACAUCCAGACCCCAGAAGACCACCUACAACACAAUUGAUAUGGUGGAGUAUAUUCAACGCAAACCUUACACUGUCUUUGCACGCAAGGCCAAGAUGUUUCUGCUGUCUAUCGCUUUGUGCCAUACCUGCAUUCCCGAGACUGACGAGCUUGGAGACAUCUCGUACCAAGCAUCGUCGCCUGACGAGCUGGCUUUAGUCAUGGCAGCACAGGAGCUUGGAUACCUCGUUAAAGAUCGACAGUCGAAUACGGUGACCGUCCGGACCUACCCGAGUGGACCGGAUGAGCCAUCUUGUGAUGAGGUUUAUGAAGUUAUGGAUGUCAUCGAAUUUUCGAGCGCACGGAAGAGGAUGUCUGUUAUCGUUCGCAUGCCAGAUCAACGCAUUUGUGUCUUCUGCAAAGGCGCUGACAGUGUCUUGAUGAAGUUGCUCAAGCAUUCAUCGCUUGCCCAAGAGAAAGCGGUUGAGAUCGAAAGACGCGCUAGCAAACGCAAGGCAGCCGAGGCAAAUCAAGUUAUCAGACGUAACAGCGAGUACCACAGCCGAAGGGACAGUGGGGUGAGAUCCAGCUAUAGCCGGCCCAGCAUGUCGCGCAGACGGUCUAGCGUUUCUGGAAAGCGUGUGUCCGCUUUGCGGGAAAGUAUUGAUGUUUGGCUGCGAGACCGGGAAACAGACGGAGGUAUUUUGACGAAGGGAAAUGACGCUGAGUAUUACAGCCCGCGGCCCUCUGCUCAAUUGAGCAGAUACUCGGCCGCUUUUUCGGACUCAGGAAGCUCCGUUCACGAUGACGAGUAUGAGGAACUGGUUGAGGAGGGUUUGGUGGUGAAUGAGGCGGCUGUCUUUGAGAGAUCUUUCCAGCAUCUGAAUGACUUCGCCACGGAAGGUCUGCGGACGCUCCUUUACGGUCACCGCUUCCUAGACGAAUCGGCAUACAACAACUGGAAGAAGGCGUACCAUGAAGCCAGCACCAGCCUGGUUGACCGACAAGAAAAGAUCGAACAGGUCGGCGAGCAGAUUGAGCAACUGCUGGAGCUGACUGGUGCCACGGCUAUUGAGGACAAGUUGCAGAAGGGUGUACCGGAGGCUAUUGACAAGCUGAGACGAGCCAACAUCAAACUCUGGAUGUUGACUGGUGAUAAGCGAGAGACAGCCAUCAACGUUGGACACUCAUGCCGCUUGGUCAAGGAUUACUCGACUCUUGUCGUUCUCGACCAUGAAACCGGUGAUGUUGAGCAGUCGAUGGUGAAGCUGACUGCGGAUAUCUCAAAGGGCACUGUGGCGCAUUCGGUGGUGGUGGUUGAUGGGCAGACCCUUACGAUGAUUGAGUCGGAUAGCACCCUGCGCGUCCGGUUCUUCAAUCUUGCCAUUCUUGUCGAUUCCGUCAUCUGCUGCCGUGCCAGUCCGAAGCAAAAGGCCUUCCUGGUCAAAUCGAUUCGAACACAAGUCAAGGAUUCAGUGACACUGGCGAUUGGUGACGGAGCAAACGACAUUGCCAUGAUCCAGGAAGCGCACGUGGGCAUUGGUAUUACCGGAAAAGAAGGGUUGCAGGCAGCCCGCAUUUCUGAUUAUUCGAUUGCGCAGUUCCGGUUCCUUCUGAAGUUGCUUCUCGUUCACGGGCGAUGGAAUUACAUCCGUGCGUGCAAGUAUACUCUCGGAACGUUCUGGAAGGAAAUGUUGUUCUACCUAACCCAGGCGCUUUACCAGCGGUGGAAUGGUUACACGGGAACCAGCAUUUACGAGUCAUGGAGUUUAAGUAUGUUCAAUACGCUGUUCACCUCGCUAGCGGUUAUUUUCCUCGGGAUCUUCACCAAGGAUCUGUCAGCGUCCACGCUUCUAGCUGUCCCGGAGCUGUACACCAAAGGCCAGCGGAAUGAUGGGUUUAACAUCCGGUUGUAUCUCGGUUGGACCUUCAUGGCGACGUGCGAAGCCAUGCUUGUAUACUUUGUGAUGUACAGUCUCUAUGGUACUCCGCUCAACAACAACUCGGACAACGACAUCUUCUCACUGGGUCUUAUGUGCUUCACCGCAUGCGUCAUCGUCAUCAACACCAAACUGCAGUUCUUGGAGGUGCACAACAAGACGAUCUUAUCGGUGAUUGUGUUUGUCAUUUCGGUAGGCGGGUGGUUCUUGUGGAACAUGAUCCUGUCCGUUCGGUACACAAUGAGCUCAGGCAAGGGCGUGUACCAUGUGAUUAGCAACUUCCUGAACCAUACCGGCCGUGACCUGUCGUUCUGGGUGGUCCUCUUACUGAUCGUGGUAGCCGUGAUUGUGUUUGAGAUGCUUGUGAGCGCCGUACGAGCGAAUCUCUUCCCGACAGACGUGGACGUCUUCCAGGAGUACGAGCAGGACUUGGAUAUACGGAAGCGAUUCGAGGAGGCGGCCGCGUCGGAGCUCCAACAGGGCUGGGACCACGGCAAGAAGAAGCCCAGCUUUGAACUGGCGCGCGAAGAGGAGGAGAUGGAAGCGCGCGAGCGGCAAGUGCAGGAACUGCUUGCCCGACCUCGGGUCAUGACUAAGACCGGAGAAGAACAAGUCGAGAUGGAGCCAGUGGAGCAGGACGGAUAUCGGAAGGGGGCGACUACGACAGUGACAACUCCUACAUCUCCGGCCGAGGGCGGAGCGUCCCGGCGACGGUCGGUUGAGAUUCACGAAUUGCUGUUUACAAAGGGAUUCGGAUCGAUCAGGAAGGGCAACCUGAAGUGAUAUUACUGUUUUUGUGUAAUGUGUAUUGUAUUAUCUUCUUCUUCUUCUUUUUUCUCAUUUCUUCAAGCGUGACGGCGUUGGGAAUACCCCCUUCGAGUUUGUCUCUCACUUUUGAUGGUGUACAGGAGAAACCUGAUGUAUGGAUCAGGUUUGGAUAUUGGCAUUAUUCCAGUGUCAUUGUUUUGAAUGUGUAUUUUAUAUGAUAGACUAUUAGACGGGGAGAUCCCACAGACAAGAUGAUUGUUUUUGUUACUUUUUUUCUCAGUGGUCAGUAC
Messenger RNA from Aspergillus wentii DTO 134E9, 5300 nucleotides. RefSeq names its product aminophospholipid-translocating P4-type ATPase DNF3. Lineage: Eukaryota; Fungi; Ascomycota; Eurotiomycetes; Eurotiales; Aspergillaceae. Gene Ontology annotation, cellular component: plasma membrane. Gene Ontology annotation, molecular function: ATPase-coupled intramembrane lipid carrier activity; magnesium ion binding; ATP hydrolysis activity. The record is from RefSeq and is a predicted model, not a curated record. The transcript is spliced from 2 exons. Gene Ontology annotation, biological process: phospholipid translocation; endocytic recycling; post-Golgi vesicle-mediated transport. The coding region runs from base 1 to 5025 and encodes 1674 amino acids.